AGUUACUGUGUAUACUGUAGUAUUAGUGCACUGGGUGUAUCCCACCCUUGUGAUGAUGUCACCACAUCACACAAGCAGCUUGUGACAUCGGUGCUUGAGGGGUUGAAGCCCUGUUGCGCAUCACCAACAAAGGGGUUGCGUUUGUCUGUUUGUCUGCGCGCUUACUGCGCUUGUAAGUUCAAAUGAGCUCCAUUUUUUGUUUUUUGUUUUAAUUAUUAUUAUUAUUAUUAUUAUUUUUUUUUUUUGGUCAUGUUUGGGAGGCACAAGAAAGAGACUUCCGCCAAAAUGUCAGACAUGUCCACAGAACACAAAGAGUGUGACAGCCCUCAGCAGGUUUAUGAUGAGGUCUUCUCCAGCAAGUGCUACAGCUACAAGGUUCUGAGUGUGCUGGGAGAGGGACGCUACGGAAUUGUGGCCAAGUGCUUCAACCUGAACACGUCGGACCGUGUGGCUGUCAAGCUCAUGAAAAGAUGCAACAUGAACAACUUCCACCAGGAGGUGCAAGCCCUGCAGAAGAUCCGCUUCCUGGACAAGAACAGGAACAGCUUGGUGAGGUUCAUUGAACACUUCGUUUUCCAGGACUACCCGUAUCUGGUUUUUGAAAUGCUGGACCAGAGCCUAGAGGACCUGAUGACGGAAAGAAACAUGACACCGCUCAACCUCCACCAAAUCCGACCGGUCACUUCACAGCUCCUGAUGGCAUUUGAGGCCCUGCAGGCGUUAGGAAUCACUCACACGGACUUGAAACCAGACAACGUCAUGCUAGUAGACCAUAAGAAACUGCCCUUCCGAGUCAAGCUGAUUGAUUUUGGCUUGGCGCGACCAAUCACGUCGGUGCACGUGGGUAUGAUUCUGCAGGCCGAGGCCUACCGAGCCCCAGAGGUGACCUUGGGUCUGCCCCUGUCUGAGGCCAUCGACAUAUGGUCUCUGGGGUGUACCAUCGCUUACCUCUUCUUUGGAUUCGAGCUCUUUGAUUGGCCGUCUCUUCGAGGGAGCAUGGAAACCAUUUGUCAGCUCCUUGGUCAGCCUCCGGAUCAUCUUCUCAAUGAGGGCAAGUACAGCAGCGACUACUUCACUGUGAGCGAGGACGAGCACUGGACAGUCUUGUCGGCAAGCACCGAGCCGGCCAUAUUUCGAUUUAAUCUAGACUUGGGGUCCUCAUUUGAAGACCUGGCCAUGAGAUUCCUGCAGAGCAGCUCCACCGUGGAGUACGACGACUGGCUCAAGUUCGUGUGCCUCCUGAAGUGGUUCCUGAGCGUGGAUGCCGGAAGCAGAGCCACGCCCAGGCAAGGCCUCAAUCACGCUUUCGUGACCAUGACUCACCUGAUUGAUGACUGUGCCUACAAGGAGACCACUCUCGCCCACAUGGCCGUUGCGCCCGUCGACGACUACAUCGCCGUCAGAGGCAGUGAUGAAGGCUACGGAGACGAGGAGCCUCGCGGUGUGGAGGAACUCGACGGUGAAGACGAAACUCACGAAGCCGUGGGUGGCAGAUGGCUCAUUGGUCAUGAUGUGGAGCUUCUUGAUAGUGCAAAAAACCUCGAAGGAGUAGAACACAAACUUAGUGAGACCUUGUACUUUGAUGGUGAAGAACAUGGAUGGUUGGAUGCUGAUGAUGGAGUGGUGGAAUAUGAUGGAGAAGGUCUUCUUGCGUCGGUGGAUCUAUGUGGUAUGAAGAACCUCAAUGGCAACCCUGGUGCAGUGAUGGACAUCGAUGGUGAUGAAGAGCCAGGUGGGCACAAUCCUGGUGGAGUUUUGAGCCUCGGAGGUGAAGAACCAGGUGGGCUGGUGGAACCUGAAGAUUCAGAGGUAGACAACUACGAAUCAGCGAAGGAGGAUGAUGCGGAUGGAGAAGUGGAUGACAUCUCUUGAGUGUUUGAUGGAGAAUAAAGGAGCUUUGCUUCUUGACCGACAGACUGGAACCAAUUCCAAAGCCAAAGUCAAAGCCAGGUCUGGAAAUCAGGAGGACUCCACGAGCGUUUUUGCCAACUGCUUACAGAUGUGAUCUUCUCUAUCAGACUCAACUGAUACGAACAUGAACCUUGUGGUCAUUUUGUGACAAGUCCCUCAUUUGAUGGAACUUUCAGUGUCACAUGGAACGCCGGUCCAAGCAAACUGGGAAGCAGAAG
Messenger RNA from Hippocampus comes (tiger tail seahorse), 2129 nucleotides. Its product is annotated as homeodomain-interacting protein kinase 2-like. The record is from RefSeq and is a predicted model, not a curated record. Gene Ontology annotation, molecular function: transcription coactivator activity; protein serine/threonine kinase activity; SMAD binding. The coding region runs from base 250 to 1872 and encodes 540 amino acids. Gene Ontology annotation, biological process: intrinsic apoptotic signaling pathway in response to DNA damage by p53 class mediator; positive regulation of transcription by RNA polymerase II; smoothened signaling pathway. Gene Ontology annotation, cellular component: PML body; cytoplasm; nucleus. The transcript has a single exon. Lineage: Eukaryota; Metazoa; Chordata; Actinopteri; Syngnathiformes; Syngnathidae.